AUGUAUUUGAUUAUUGGAAUGCGACAAUCAACACCAUCUGAAGGAGAAUACAAAAAUCCGUGCCCUGAUGUGAACUGUGAACACGAUGACGAUGAGUGCGAGGACAUCUUGGAUGAGGCAGUCGAAGCAUCUUCCGUCGAGAAGAAGGUCUCCACUAUUUUCUUCAAUUAA
Messenger RNA from Paraglomus occultum, 171 nucleotides. The record is from the annotation of a GenBank genome assembly. Lineage: Eukaryota; Fungi; Glomeromycota; Glomeromycetes; Paraglomerales; Paraglomeraceae.